This is a messenger RNA of Exophiala aquamarina CBS 119918, 1332 nucleotides long. RefSeq lists its product as uncharacterized. Gene Ontology annotation, cellular component: membrane. Gene Ontology annotation, biological process: transmembrane transport. Lineage: Eukaryota; Fungi; Ascomycota; Eurotiomycetes; Chaetothyriales; Herpotrichiellaceae. The record is from RefSeq and is a predicted model, not a curated record. Gene Ontology annotation, molecular function: transmembrane transporter activity. The transcript is spliced from 4 exons. Bases 1 to 1332 code for a protein of 443 amino acids.
AUGAUGACUACCUAUAUGUUGAGCUUCCUGGACAAACAAACUCUGAACUACUCGAAUGCCUACGGUCUCCAGGCGGAUACACAUAUGACUGGCGAUGAUUACUCAUGGGUAGCUUCAGCCCUGUAUUUCGGGUGGCUCUUCGGAGCAUACCCUUGGAAUAUAGUGUUACAACGGUAUCCCAUUGGUAGACUCAUCGGUGGUAUGCUGUUCGUGUGGGGAACGGUUUGCAUGCUUCAAGCCACAGUGGCCAAUUUCGGCGGCUUCUUUACGAUUCGCUUCUUCCUUGGUUGGCUCGAGGGUGUAAUUUCACCAGCAUUCGUUCUUCUGACAUCUAUGCUCUGGACACGCGAGGAACAAACCUUCCGGACCUCGCUAUGGCUUUCCACGAACGGUGUCUCGAGUAUCCUCGGUGCGCUUCUAGCCUAUGGAGCGGGUCAUGCUGAUAAUCUUGCGGUUUCGAGCUGGAAGUUGAUUUACCUGAUUGUGGGAGCGUUGACAUUCGUAUGGGGCUUCGUCAUUAUUGUCUAUCUCCCCGACGGGCCCCACAACGCCAAAAUGCUGACCGAGUAUGAACGAAUGGUUGCUGUAUGGAGGGUGUCCAAAAACCAGAUGGGUAUCAAGCACCGUGUAAUCAACCGAGCUCAAAUCAAAGAAGCUCUUCUCGACGGCCGCACUUAUCUUCUCCUGGCCAUGGGAGCUUGUACAGGCAUUCUGAACGGAAGCGUGGCCAACUUCGCUUCCAGUCUAAUCAAAGGCUUUGGCUUCAAUGCUCUGAGAACUUCCUUGCUCCAGACCCCAGGCGGCGCAUUCGAAAUUAUCGGGUGUGUUUUCUUUGGAUGGCUCUCGACCAAGAAGAAUCUACUUGGAUUCUCCAUCAUAGUAUCCUCUCUACCCGGAAUCGCGGGAUUAAUCGGUCUCUUGACCAUCGACAUCAAGCACCGCUACGCCCUGGUCGCCUGCUGCUGGCUGCAGAACAUCCUCGGCAGCCCAAUAGUGCUGGGAUGGACAUUACCCGGCGUCAACACGGCAGGCCACACGAAACGAGCGACGGUGAUAGGCUUGUUCUUCAUCUUCUACGCCGGCGGCAACAUCGCAGGCCCACACAUGUUUUUGCCCAGGGAGUCACCCCGGUACUUCUCUGCCAUCCGAGGCUUACUGGGAACUUACUGUGCUCUGAUUCUCCUGCAGGUCAUCUACACCGCGUGGGUCUACUCUAUCAAUAAGUCGAGGGAUCGUCAAGGUCUGCACGCCGAACGACAGGAGGAAGAGUUGCUGGAAGGAUUCGAGGACUUGACUGAUAAGCAGAACAUCCAUUUUAGAUACAAGGUCUAA